This is a messenger RNA of Hippoglossus stenolepis (Pacific halibut), 1551 nucleotides long. RefSeq names its product C1q and TNF related 13 (gene c1qtnf13). Lineage: Eukaryota; Metazoa; Chordata; Actinopteri; Pleuronectiformes; Pleuronectidae. Bases 168 to 1247 code for a protein of 359 amino acids. The transcript has 2 exons. Gene Ontology annotation, molecular function: protein binding. The record is from RefSeq and is a predicted model, not a curated record.
AUGGCAGCUAUAGAUGGGAGAGAGUUUGGAGCUCCUCCCUGACGCAUCUGCACGGACAAAAGCUUUGUCCCUUCGGGUGUCAGGUCUGUUACGUGGACAUCAGCAGUGCAGCAAACUUGGAACAACUUUAUUUUAAAUUUCCGACCGAGAAGAAGAAGAAGUCCAGCAUGUCGUCCCUGCUCCAACAUCGCUCAACAGCUCAUUGGAGCACACACUGCCUCCUGGCUGGUGUUUUCAUCAUGCUCACCUUCUCUGGACCAGUUUCUCCCCUUCAUGCUCCCUCAGUAACAACCAGUCUGCGCUCUGCUUUCUCCGCCACACAAACCAGCAGCGUAGUGGGAGGCAAGCAGAAGGCCGUGACCUUCAACAGGCUCAUGGUCAACAUCGGAGGGGAUUUCAAUCCAGACACUGGUCGCUUCCGCUGUCGCAUCCCUGGGGCGUACUACUUCUCCUUCUCAGUGGGGAAGUUUCCAAAGAAAAUGCUUUCUGUCAUACUGGUGAAGAACGGGGAGGAGGUGCAGGCGAUAGCGUAUGAUGACUACCGCAAGAAAGGAAGGAAAGUUCAGAGUCAAAGUGUCAUGAUCGGUUUGAAGGAGAUGGACACAGUGUGGCUGCUUCUGCAGCAGAGUCCUCAGUAUGCUUUGUACAGCAACGCUGGGCCUUACAUCACGUUCUCUGGUUACCUCAUCUACCCUGACGUCUCCACAGCCAGCUACAUCAGCAACCACCUGUCCCCACCAGGCCUGUCCCACCCCCAGUGCCCUCCUGAGGCGUCCGAGCAGCCACGCUCGGCCUUCUCUGUGGCACGGACGUCCACACUCAUGGGUCAGAGCAGCAGGCUGCAGGACAAGCCACCUCUGACCUUUGACGUGGAGUAUGUCAACAUCGGGGGUCAUUUCAACAAAACCUCAGGCCUUUUCACCUGCCACUACCCAGGGGCUUACUUCUUUGCCUUCACUGUGGGGAAACACCCCCGUAAGGCCGUGUCCGUGAAGCUGAUGACCGGGAAGGGCGAGGUGCAGGCGAUGGUGUUUGAUGAGGACACGUCGAAGAGGCGGGAGAUGCAGAGUCAGAGUUUGCUGCUGUCUCUCCGUCAGGGCGACAGCGUGUGGCUGUACAGUCAGCAGGAUGAGCGUUACGCCGUCUACAGCAACCAGGGGCGCUACACCACCUUCUCUGGAUUCAUGGUUUAUCCUGAAGCAGAACUUUUCACAUCUCCAACCAACCAGGACAGAACUCACCUCUAGAUGUCUUUUUGUCAAAACAGCAGAAAAGGAUCAAAAAAUACAUUUUGUUUUUGCAGACAAUCUGUAGGUUGUUUCUAAUCUUGACUCUAAAUCUUGAAUCCGUGGUCAGUAUAGCGUCAGUGCAUUUACUACUUUGUUUGUAUUUUAUUUCCUUUUAUAGAACAUAAUGCCAUCCCAGCUGUAAUAUUUAUUGCCAAAUUACUCCACAAGAUGGUGCUAUGACACAAUCGUGGACAUAACCCGCAGGAUGGUUAUUUAUGUCCUUAACGUGCAAUUAGCUGUAAAACACAGAAAUAAAAUAUAA